Larimichthys crocea (large yellow croaker) is the source of this 806-nucleotide messenger RNA. RefSeq names its product gamma-crystallin M2. Lineage: Eukaryota; Metazoa; Chordata; Actinopteri; Sciaenidae. Gene Ontology annotation, molecular function: structural constituent of eye lens. Gene Ontology annotation, biological process: visual perception; lens development in camera-type eye. The transcript has a single exon. Bases 76 to 630 code for a protein of 184 amino acids. The record is from RefSeq and is a predicted model, not a curated record.
ACAAGCAGUUCAGCUCCAACAGCAGCAGUACCACCAGCAGCAGCAACAUCGUCCUAGUGACAAGAACUGGCAAACAUGACCUCCAGCAACAUGAACAUGAUGGGCAAGGUUAUCUUCUACGAGGAGAGGAACUUCCAGGGCCGCUCCUAUGAGUGUAUGAGCGACUGCUCUGACAUGUCCUCCUACAUGAACCGCUGCCACUCCUGCAGGGUGGAGAGGGGCUGCUUCAUGGUCUACGACCGCACCAACUACAUGGGAAACCAGUACUUCAUGAGGAGGGGCGAGUACUCUGACUACAUGAACAUGUGGGGAUGGUCUGACUGCAUCAGGUCCUGCCGUAUGAUCCCCAUGCACAGAGGUCAGUACAGGAUGAGGAUCUACGAGAGGGAGAGCUUCCAGGGCCAGAUGCACGAGAUGAUGGACGACUGUGACAACAUCAUGGACCGCUACAGGAUGUCCAACUGCAUGUCCUGCAACGUCAUGGAUGGCCACUGGCUGAUGUACGAGCAGCCCAACUACAGAGGAAGAAUGAUGUACAUGAGGCCCGGCGAGUACAGGAACUUCAUGAACAUGGGAUGGAGCGGCAUGAGGUUCAUGAGCAUGAGGCGCAUCAUGGAUUCCUACUACUAGACGACAAAACAAAUCUAAGACAAUUAGUGACUAACCAACCUAUUUGCAGCAAUAUACACUGGGUGUUGACUGCAGCAAAUGGAUGAGGACUGACAAUUACUGAACUGCACACGCAGUUACAACCAAUGUCUUUCUUUAAGCAAACACUAAUAAAGUCUACUUUGUUAUAAAACCAA